Capsicum annuum is the source of this 2158-nucleotide messenger RNA. RefSeq names its product probable serine/threonine-protein kinase PBL22. Gene Ontology annotation, molecular function: protein tyrosine kinase activity; ATP binding. The transcript has 8 exons. Gene Ontology annotation, biological process: protein phosphorylation. Bases 151 to 1935 code for a protein of 594 amino acids. NCBI's taxonomy places the organism in Eukaryota, Viridiplantae, Streptophyta, Magnoliopsida, Solanales, Solanaceae. Gene Ontology annotation, cellular component: plasma membrane. The record is from RefSeq and is a predicted model, not a curated record.
ACAAAAAUUAUUUAAGGGUUCAUUUUUUAUUAUUUAAUAGUACAAGAAAUGAUAUAAUAUCUCGUUAUUUCUUCAAAUUGUUUAUUUUCUCUAGUGGGCCAAAGAAAUAAAGUAGAGCAAAAGUUGGUGGAAGAAGAGUUAGCUAAAAGGAUGGAGGAGUAUAAUAAGAAUUUGGAGAUGUUUGUGCUGUUGAAACAAUGUGAAGUUCACAAGGUCAAGUUUCACAUAGAAGUUCAAGCUGGAAAUUCAAGAAAGGUGGUUGCUGUUUUAGCAAUCAAAAGGUUGGAAGCCACUUGGAUCAUUCUAGAUAGGGAAAUGAAAAAAGAGAAGAAGUACUUUAUGGAGAAGCUAUCCUGUGGAAUAUCAAAAUUGAAAAGUAGCAACUCCAUAGAAGAAUUGAGAGGGCCACUAAAAUUAAUGGAGAACACAAAGGUCACCUUAACUAGAAAUACAUUUUCCUAUGAUGAAAUGAUUCCGGGAGACGAUGAUGCAUCAGAAGAACUUCCUUCUUCUCAGCAAAACUUGAAAGUCAUGUCUCGUAUAAGAAGCUCAUGCAAAGAACAGGCAAGCAGUAUUGCGCGGAAGCCCUGUUCAGAUUUUUGUGAAAACUCAGUAAAAAGAUCUUCUUCAACUGACCUAAUGGAUUCAAAUUCAAGCUUGAAAACCCCGAGAAGUUCAUCAAUUUCUUCUCACAAUAAAGCAACAACAACAGAAAACUCACUUUCCCGCGACUCCAAAGAAAGAGAGGAGAUAUUCAAUGAUCAAUAUUAUUAUGGUGUAGUAUCGAAAAAAUCUGAAUGUUCCUUUUGUGGGAAUAGAAGGUCGACGAUGAUAUGGCAUAAGGAAUUCAGUUAUAAGGAGCUUGAAGAAGCAACAAAAGGAUUUUCCAGUGAGAACUUUCUAUCGGAAGGUGGAUUUGGUUCUGUUUAUAAAGGGAUUUUAAAGAAUGGACUAAGAGUUGCUGUGAAGAAGCAUAACGAUACGAGCCUUCAAGGGGAUAAAGAAUUCAAGUCUGAAGUUGAGGUUCUUAGCAAGGCUAGGCAUCCAAAUUUGGUCAUGUUGUUAGGGUCUUGCUCUGAAGGAAGCCAAAGAUUACUUGUCUAUGAGUAUGUUUGCAAUGGUUCACUAGAUCAAUUCUUAUCAGGAGAUACAAGAAUGCCUCUCAAUUGGGAUAGGAGGAUAAAAAUAGCUUUGGGUGCUGCUAGAGGCUUAGAAUAUCUUCAUAAACACAAUAUCAUUCACCGAGAUAUCAGACCUAACAAUGUCCUCGUAACACAUGAUCAUGAAUCACUGCUAGGAGAUUUUGGACUUGCAAAAGCUGGUUAUGAUGAAUCACAAUAUUCGUCUGGUAACAACGUGGUUGGGACUCUUGGAUAUAUGGCACCAGAAUACGCAGCAAACGGAAGGUUCUCAGCUAAAACAGAUGUUUAUGCUUUUGGGGUUGUCCUGCUGCAGCUUAUCACUGGACUCAAGACCACAGACAAAUAUCCUGAAGAUAAAAGUCUUGUUGAAUGGGCAGUGCCUCUUUUGGAGCAAAGGAACUAUCCUCGCCUAAUUGAUAAAAGAAUUAUGGAUUCCCAUGAUUUCCAUCAGCUAUUUUGGAUGGUUGAAUUAGCAGGAAAAUGUCUCAAAAAGGAUCCUAACAAGAGGCAUACCAUGGAAUGGGUGGUUAAGACUCUGAGUAAUAUAAUGGAAGGAAAUGCUGAUACUUGUAUAGACUUCAACACCAAAGGCAACAAUGAAGAUGACCAAACCCUUGGAACAGUUACAACUUCUUCAUGUUCAGACACAACAUGUUCAUCAAAGAGGUGGAGUACUAGUCUUUCAUCAUCCAAUAGUACUCAUGAAGAAUAUGAAAGAAGGAAGAUUCCUCUCAAACAUAAAGGACCAUCUCCAAACAAAAGCAAACUACUCUAUGAAGAAAUGAUUCAUUGAGUACUGACAGAUCCAGGAUUUAAACUCUACGAGUUCAAUCUCUAAGGUUGUCUAUUCGAAACAACCUCUUUAUGUCUGAAGUAGGGGUGAGGUCUUCGUUACGCUCUACCGUCGCAAGACCUCACUUUGUGGGGCUACACUGAGUAUGUUAUUAUCGUUGCCGUUGUUGAGUUCAAUCUUUAAGGUUACAUCCGAUCGUUGUAUUUUAAAAACGAGGGUUCAU